UGGCGCCGGGGCGGGCGGGCCGCCUGGGGCCGCGGGCAGUGCGGGAAUUUCGGACCGGGAGGAAGGAGCGGCGCGCGGCCCGCUCGCACAGGAGGAAAAAUGCCAAAUAAGAAAACAUCUGCAAAAAGAGCCCCUGCAAAAAGGAAACUUGCUGAAAUGUUUGGUCUGGGGGAGGUUCUAGCAGAUACAUCAAGAAAAGAAUGGAAAUUAGGUGGCCCUGUAGGGCAGGGAGGCUUUGGACGCCUGUAUCUUGCUGACGUUAAUUCUUCAAAGUCGGUUGGCAGUGAUGCCCCUUAUGUUGCAAAAGUGGAACCCAGCCAGAAUGGACCUCUUUUUACUGAGUUAAAGUUCUACAUGCGAGCUGCUAAGCCAGAUGAAAUUCAGAAGUGGACUAAGUCCCAUAAACUGAAAUAUUUAGGUGUACCAAGAUAUUGGGGUUCUGGCUUGCAUGAAAGAAAUGGAAACAGCUAUCGAUUUUUGAUAAUGGACCGAUUUGGCAGAGAUCUUCAGAAGAUGUAUGAAGAGAAUGCAAAGAAAUUUUCCCAUAAAACUGUACUACAAUUAGGCCUGAGAAUACUUGAUAUUCUGGAGUAUGUCCAUGAGCAUGAAUAUGUGCAUGGAGACAUCAAGGCCGCAAACCUCCUUCUGAGUUACAAGAACUCUAAUCAGGUGUACUUGGUGGAUUAUGGACUUGCCUACCGAUACUGUCCUGAAGGAGUUCACAAAGUAUAUAAAGAAGAUCCUAAAAGGUGCCAUGAUGGAACUAUUGAAUAUACCAGUAUUGAUGCACACAAGGGUGUGGCACCAUCGAGACGUGGUGAUCUGGAGAUCCUGGGUUACUGUAUGAUUCAUUGGCUUAGUGGCCAUCUACCAUGGGAAGAUAAUUUGAAAGAUCCAAAUUUUGUCAGAGACUCAAAAAUCAGAUGUAGAGAUAAUAUUUCCAUUUUGAUGGACAAAUGCUUUCCUGGGAAAAAUAAACCAGAUGAAUUGGCCAAAUAUAUGGAAAAGGUGAAGCUACUCAGCUAUGAAGAGAAACCUGUUUAUCAGCAUUUCCGAGAAAUACUUUUGCAAGGUCUCAAGGGCAUUGGACAAAAGGAUGAUGGCGUGCUUGACUUUGGCUUGGCAGAGAAUGGAGAUUUUCCAAGAAAUCCUGUGCAAAAGAAAAGAAGAAAGGCUGCAGCUAGUGAGAGCACUGAGGUGGAAAUGGGGGACACUGGAAGUCCAAAGAAAAAGAAAGUUGCUAUUUCUAAUGCAGUUGCUGCCAGAACUCAGAAGAUGACCUCACCAAAACCCAAGAAAAGCACAGCAACCAGAAAGAGAGUCCAGAAGUAAAUAAUAUAUGGAGCAACAAAUUAAGUUGCUCUGUGGCUCAUUUCUGGUUUGGUUGUGGUUUUUUUGUUGGUUUUUUUGGGGGUUUGUUUUUUUCUUUUUCUGUGGGUUUUUUUUUUUUUGUAGCACUGGAAUCUUUUCUUUCUAAAUGAUGAAUCCUAUAAAAACAUGGACUGCUGUUUGUACCUGUUUUUGAAGAAUAAAUGUUUUAUUGAGACAUUUGCAUAAUUUAUGUAUACUUAAAUACUAAUGCAAAGUUUUGCCAACUUCUGAAGUGGGGAUGCAUUUUUAUUCUUUAUAUACAUGCAUUCACGUCUUAAAGGCAAACUGAAAGAGAGUGCUUUUUUCCUGCUUCAUAAUGUAGAGAUAAAGCCUUAUUUAAUUGUUUCAUUAUGAAUACUGUAUAAGAAACAGCAGUAUUGCAUCUGAUUUCUCACAGUUUUGAGUAAAGUCAUAUUGGUGGUCACUUAAAUACACACUGAGAUGAAGUCUGAAAAAGCAGAAAUAGCUUUUAAAUAUGUUUCAAGUGUUUGAAUUAAAAACAGAACAUAAGGCAAAAAUCAUGUCCUUACAUUCUGGUUAAUAUAAAAUGCACAUAGUCAAUUUUUUGGAAGACAGGUACUAAAUUUUAGCCAUUUUUUGCAUAGUAUUUGUGUUUGUAGAAUUUUUCCAAUUAUUCAGUUUCUCUGGAAAGAAAGAGACCAGAAUUUCAGACAGAGGGCCUGGGGCAAAGAAAAGAACCAACUUAAAAACCAGUGCCUAUUCUUGAUCACCCCCUCAGGUUUUCUUUUUAUAUUAGUGAAAAGACUAGAAUAUAAUAGCAAGUAACUUCGUGCAGAAUCUAGUUUCAGUGUAAUAUUGUCUCAUAGCAAUAAUGGUUUACCUUUUUUAAUGCUUGAGAAGCAUGUAAUCUUCCAAAGCCUUUUGUAAAAGUACUUCAUUGGUUGGCUUUGAGUCCUCUUUAGAGCUGUAAGUCAAAAAACAGUGUUGAAUUCCUGAGUGAAACAUUGCUGCAUUUCAUAUAUCUACUGCAACAUACACAUAGUAAGGCAUGAACAUCAUUCUUAUCAGGGUAGCCAAAAGUUUGGUGAACCAAAAGGAAUCCAUAUGAGCCAGUGAGAGUGUAUUUGUGUGGAUGUCCAGCUUGCUUGAUUGUAUAAUGUCUGAGUAGCAACUCAUGAGAUUAAAUAAAUAUGUUGUAGCACUGUUGAAUGAAUGAAUGAUGAGGUUAUGUUUUGUAACGAGGGAAUCCGUUGUUUUGAAAUAAAACUGGAGUACCAUA
Molecule: messenger RNA, 2611 nt
Organism: Parus major (Great Tit)
Lineage: Eukaryota; Metazoa; Chordata; Aves; Passeriformes; Paridae
Gene: VRK1
Product: VRK serine/threonine kinase 1
Exons: 13
Coding region: 100-1332 (410 amino acids)
Biological process (GO): peptidyl-serine phosphorylation; signal transduction
Cellular component (GO): nucleus; cytoplasm
Molecular function (GO): protein serine/threonine kinase activity; ATP binding
Source: RefSeq, a predicted model, not a curated record